AUGGGAACGCCAACAACAGUUUUCACUGACAACCUUAAACCAACAUAUAGCACUGCUGAUACUGGCACAGGCAAAUCAGUUACCACACCACCUACAGACAUGUCUGAACCACCCACUACCCAAUCAGCUGCCGUCCAUAAGUCACCACGGACAUUGAGUUCUACAACUGACAAUUUACAACAGCAACACCUGUUGUCAUACUUGCUAAAGGAGGUUAAGGCAACUAGAGAAAGGGGAGAGAUACUCCAAGAAGCAUUAGAGAAGAGUUCACAAGAAACAAGAGAAUCACUAAAAGGUUUACAAGAAAAUAACGCAUCAUUAGAGAAAGGUUUACAAGAAGCUAGAGAAAGGGAAGAAGUAUUCCGCAAAUCAUUAAAGGAAGAUUUACAAGAAACUAUAGCACAAGAGAUCAAAACAUCGCAGAUGAAGAUGGAAUGUAAUCUUAAGAAGGAAAUGCAGGAGUUACAAGAACGACUGAAGAUGGACAUCGACGAGAGAGAGAGGAAGCUACAGAAGAGCGUAGACCAAGUCCAAGGAGACAUGGAGAAGAUGGAAGGAAAGUUGACAAAAAAGAUAGAAGACGAUGUUGAAGAAACUAAAGCCGAAUUGGGAGAAAGGAUCGCCGAGGUGACGCAGAUGCAGAAACAAUGCAAUGAUGCAGUUAAGGGGAUAGGAGAUAGGCAAAACCAACUGGCUGUCAAUCUGAGAAAUGCUAUAGCCGUGCAACGAGAAGAGGAUAACAAGAGGGUUGCAAUGGAGGUCAGACAAUUACAACAGGGAGUGCAGCAAUUAGAGAGCAAGACAGAAGAUAUUGAUAAACGAAUUAGCAAUGCCACUUUAACCGUUGGGGAAGGUAAGGUUGUUACCUUGAUGAGCAGUGAUAAUCGGUACGUCCAAAAUAAUACAGGGCAGAAAUUUAGACCGAAAGGAGGGUUGCACCCAAUGAUAUUUAUGAAAUGGUUAAAAGGAGUUUUCCCAGCACAUCUUAAAGACUCAGACAAGAUUCAAUUUGCAAUAGAUAGAAUGGAAGGUGAGGCCUUCACUUGGGGAGUCAGGAAGAAGGAAGGGACUACUAGUUAUGAUCAGUUUGAAGAGGAAUUCUUGAAGAAAUACUGCUCCAAAAGUCAUCAGUGCGCAGCAAUUGAGGACCUACUCCACCGCAAGUCACUUAGUACAUGGAGAGGAACAUUGAGAGAGUUUGCCGAACAUUUGUGGGAAUUGAACGAGACCUUGGAACAACCCCUGAGUGAUGACGUAAUGAUAUCAGCGAUAAAAAGAAGAAUGAGCCGGAGAAUGCAAGAAACUGUAUCCGGGAGCCUAAUUAAAGAUAGGGAGGCCUUGAUGGAAAUACUGGAACAGUUGGAAUCUGUUCGAUCACAGGAACACAGUCAAGCUAAUGAUCAAAGCCGAGAGGGAAGUCAUGACCCAAAGAAUCAUUUUAAUCAUUCGUCUGAUUAUAGAGGAAGAGGUGGAGGGACCGGAAAACUGAAGGACACUCCAGGUGAGGUCCAGUCAAGAGUGAGGGCUACAAGGACCCGAAUAAACCUGCUAAGAUAUAUUUAG
Molecule: messenger RNA, 1563 nt
Organism: Schistocerca nitens (vagrant locust)
Lineage: Eukaryota; Metazoa; Arthropoda; Insecta; Orthoptera; Acrididae
Product: kinectin-like
Exons: 2
Coding region: 1-1563 (520 amino acids)
Source: RefSeq, a predicted model, not a curated record